Rhagoletis pomonella (apple maggot) is the source of this 1615-nucleotide messenger RNA. RefSeq names its product nucleoplasmin-like protein. The record is from RefSeq and is a predicted model, not a curated record. The transcript has 3 exons. Gene Ontology annotation, biological process: chromatin remodeling. Gene Ontology annotation, molecular function: chromatin binding; RNA binding; histone binding. Gene Ontology annotation, cellular component: nucleoplasm; nucleolus; cytoplasm. Bases 160 to 624 code for a protein of 154 amino acids. NCBI's taxonomy places the organism in Eukaryota, Metazoa, Arthropoda, Insecta, Diptera, Tephritidae.
UUCUCCGUCUAACCGGCAUGGUUUUUGCAGUUUUUGCCUGUACACUUUCUUUUUGCUCGCUCGUUCGCUCGAUUUACACAACCGCCGUUCGGGUUUUCUGUGCAAAUUUUCGACGUGAAUUUCUUAACUGAAUAAUCAAAACUUAUCUAAAUAAUCACAAUGUCGGACGAAUCGUUUUAUGGUGUCACACUCACUGGCCAGGACAGCACGGUGUCAUGGGAUGUGCUCUCGAACGAUGAAGACUUCCCCCGCGGACAGAGGCUCAUUAUUAAACAGAUCCUUUUGGGCGCUGAAGCGAAAGAGGAGGAAUUCAAUGUUGUGGAGGUGUAUACAGUUAAGGACUCACUCAAAAUUCCCAUCGCCGUACUAAAGGCUGGUGAAACACGCGCCGUGAAUCCCGAUGUGGAAUUUUUCGAAACAUCUGUGACAUUCAAGUUGAUCAAGGGCAAUGGACCUGUUUACAUUAUGGGCCAGAAUAUUAAGGACGACGUUGUCGAUAUCGAGGACGAAGAGACCGACGAGGAGACUGGCGAGGAAGACGAAGAAGAGGCACAACCACAAAAGAAGAAGCAAAAAGUGGAAAAUAAUGCAGAUGGCAAAAAUGCUAAAAAUAAGAAGAAAUAAACAAGUUUUUAGCAGUCACAAAACAUAAAUCCUAUACAUUCUUCAAAUUUAUAUUUCACUAUAAGCUAAAAUGAUAACACAUAAUAGGGUUCAGUUAAAUGAAGUUAUUUUAGUUCCUCAGCUAGGUUUCAUUUUGUUUUGAUUAUUCUUUAUCAUUUUACUCAAAUUACCUCAGUGAUUCCUUUAUAUACAAUUAAUGCAAUUAGUUCUCCAAAACACUUGGUAGUUAUACAUAUGUAUAUGUAUGUCGGUUAGCCUGCGGUAAGAUCAGCCGUGACUUUUGCCAGAAUGUAAGAACUAAUUUUCCACUUAAUCUUGCUCAUUUUAAAUACUUAUCAACUACUAGUUUUAGGCAACGAUAUGACGUCUUAAAUGCGUAGAAAACCCACUAAAAAUUAGUUUUUACGCUGACUAUUAAGCAGCAUUUUGGCAGGGAUGCUUUCUAUAGGCACUGAGUAAUAACCAUUGAAAAUUAUUCCAUAUUCAAUUUAUUCAAUAUAAAACAUAUGUACGUAAAUUGAUUGCAACAGUAAGUAGAGACUAGCAUUCCGAAGUAUAAAUACGAACUAACUAAGCAUGCGUAUAAUAUCUGUAUUGUAUUUGUAUACAAUAUGCAUGCAUCAUACCUAUAUAAAAAGAAAAAUUGAGUUACGAAAAAGAAAAUACAUAUGUGCAGCAAAUUACAAUUUUGCAUACAUGGCAAACAAUUCUGUUACAUUAAUUAGGCCGUACAAUUUUUAUGGAAGCGCAAGCAGAAGUAGAAAUAAAAAAUUAUGAGAUCUAAAUAUUAAAAUCAACUUACAAAUAUUAACAUGCGCUAAAUGAAAUCAGAUUCUGCUGCAUGCAUUAUUGUAAUUUGUACAUACCUACCUAAGUGAUAGAUAAUUGUGGAGUAAUUAACAUGCAAUCAAAUUUGAAUGCGCAUUUCGAAAAGAAAAAACAACAAAAACAAAGCAAAACUAAAGAAAACAAAUAAAGUUUGUUUACUAUU